AUGAAUCCCGAAGAAACGGAAGACAGCCUUUACCCCAUUGCCGUGCUACUGGAUGAACUGAGGGCCGAUGAUGUCAACUAUCGAUUAAACGCCAUCCGAAGACUUUCCACAAUUGCUUUAGCUUUGGGAGUGCAAAGAACACGAGAUGAACUCAUACCAUUCCUUGACGAAUCCAUUGAUGACGAAGAUGAGGUGCUGCUUGCAUUGGCUGAAGAGCUUGGGAAUUUUGUUGAAUAUGUUGGGGGGAAAGAAUACGCGCAUAUCAUACUUAAUCCAUUGGAAAACUUGGCGGCU
This is a messenger RNA of Acaulospora colombiana, 294 nucleotides long. The record is from the annotation of a GenBank genome assembly. NCBI's taxonomy places the organism in Eukaryota, Fungi, Glomeromycota, Glomeromycetes, Diversisporales, Acaulosporaceae.